Messenger RNA from Ictalurus punctatus (channel catfish), 7433 nucleotides. RefSeq names its product nuclear factor I/Xb (gene nfixb). Bases 338 to 1786 code for a protein of 482 amino acids. The transcript is spliced from 12 exons. The record is from RefSeq and is a predicted model, not a curated record. NCBI's taxonomy places the organism in Eukaryota, Metazoa, Chordata, Actinopteri, Siluriformes, Ictaluridae. Gene Ontology annotation, molecular function: RNA polymerase II cis-regulatory region sequence-specific DNA binding; DNA-binding transcription factor activity, RNA polymerase II-specific. Gene Ontology annotation, biological process: regulation of transcription by RNA polymerase II. Gene Ontology annotation, cellular component: nucleus.
ACUGAACGGACACGGACUUACCUUGCCGCUUUUCGCCGUUUGAGGCAAAGUAACAUAAACGUCAGGGAACGGGAACGAGACCGAAAAAAAAACUGGCUCGGCUAAAUUCCUGUAAAUCCCCAAAGCUUCACCCGGAGUUCGCAUAUCAAGUGGUACUUUAGUUUUAAAAUGUUCGGUGCCCCCCAGGCCGUCCCGCAUUAAAGCUUCUUUCGCUUCCGGUAUCAUCCGAAGAAACCGAGCCGCUCGCGCUCCCGCUCCUACACUUUUUUGGAAACUUUUUUUGUCUGAAGGAGGAAAAUGGGUCUUUGAGACUGUUGGCACUAUUCCCCGCUCCACAAUGGCUACCGAAACUUUUCUGGUGAAUGAAGACCCGUCCAGAGGUCCUGGGAUGCCGGAAUGCUUUGUUGUGUCUGAUUCCUACCGGGAUGAGUUCCAUCCGUUUAUCGAGGCGCUGCUGCCGCAUGUGCGUGCCUUCUCCUACACCUGGUUCAACCUGCAGGCGCGCAAGCGCAAGUACUUCAAGAAGCACGAGAAGCGCAUGUCAAAGGAUGAGGAGAGGGCAGUGAAGGAUGAGCUGCUGGGCGAGAAACCCGAAAUCAAGCAGAAGUGGGCGUCGCGUCUCCUGGCCAAGCUGCGCAAGGACAUCCGGCCCGAGUUCCGUGAGGACUUUGUGCUCACCGUAACGGGCAAGAAGCCUCCCUGCUGCGUGCUCUCCAACCCCGACCAGAAGGGCAAAAUUCGCCGCAUCGACUGCCUCCGUCAGGCUGAUAAGGUGUGGAGGCUCGACCUGGUCAUGGUCAUCCUGUUUAAGGGCAGCCCGCUGGAAAGCACGGACGGUGAGAGGCUCGUCAAAUCACCCCAGUGCACCAACCACGGCCUGUGUGUCCAACCGCAUCACAUCGGAGUCUCCGUUAAAGAGCUCGACCUCUACCUGGCCUACUUCGUCCACUCGCCAGAAUCUGGACAAUCAGAGAACUCCAACCAGCAAGGAGAAGCAGACGUCAAGCCGCCACCAAAUGGGCACUUGAGUUUCCAGGACUGCUUUGUGACUUCAGGAGUGUGGAACGUGGCCGAGCUGGUCCGCGUGUCACAGACUCCGGUUGCCACAGCUACCGGUCCCAACUUCUCCCUGGCCGACCUGGACAGUCCUGGAUAUUACAACAUCAACCUAGGUCGCCGGUCCAUCACGUCCACCCCAUCGACCAGCUCAAACAAGCGUAAGUCCAUUGAUGACAGUGAAAUGGAGAGCCCAGUGGAUGAUGUGUUCUACUCGGGCCGUUCCCCUGCGCCCGGCGGCUCACAGCCCAGUGGCUGGCCUAACGACGUGGAUGCAGUGCAGCACCAUUUGGCCAGUAUGCAGGAGAGGAAGAUUAAACAUGAGAGCGAUGGCGUGCAGUUUCCUUACCAUGGACUCUCGUCGCCUGGUUCUCUUAAGAAGCCGGGGAAAUUCGAUUUCAGCGCUCUGUCCGGCCAGACGAGGUCUGCCCGCAUGCCGUUCACCCACCACCCACUGCCCAUGCUGGCAGGAGUGAGACCAGGGAGCCCCCGUGCCUCAGCCUCAUCUCUGCACUUUCCCUCUCCCUCCAUCAUCCAGCAGUCGAGCCCUUACUUCACUCACCCCACCAUCCGCUACCACCACCACCCGGGGCAGGACCCACUCAAAGAGUUUGUGCAGUUUGUGUGUGCUGAUGGACCAGGCCAAGCUGGAGGUCAGCAUACUCCACGCCAGGCUCCACAACUCCCAACAGGUUUGUCAGCAUCGGAUCACGGGACAACAACUUUCUAAAUAUCCCCCAGCAGACACAAUCUUGGUUCCUCUGACAAAACCUGCCUGCCAACAAGCAAUUAAAAUCCUGUCACUAGAAUCUGGAAUCAGGAAAUAAAAAAAUCCCACCUAAAAUUGCCCUCUGACCCUGUUGGCCCAAAAGAACAACAAAGGAAACCAGCAAAUCUUCUUAUCAUUUGGAAUCUUCUGAUCUUGUCGACUUACGGCAAUGACCCCCUCCCCCUUUUUUAAUAAGAGGAUCACGUGACAUUUUGAAGGAGGACAUGGAGUCUCUCAAAAACCACAGAAAUGACAACAACAAAAAGCAGAAACACAAAAGAACAACCCGAGGAGGAAAAAAAUAUGAAUCUGUUACUUAUAUUGUGCAAUGGCUGAGGACAUCAACAAUGGUGAGGUUUUAAUCAAAAAAAAAAAAAAAGUAAGCAUAGUUUUAGAAAUUCUUGGGACAUCAAAUAAUCGAGAUGUUAACCAUCCUGACAUCUAGCAUGGAGUUGAAGCGAAAGCCAGCUAAUCGUCCCUUCUGACACCAUUUGUAGUUCAGUGUAGAAAUUGUAACAACAAUGACUAAUCGAAAACACAAUCAAGCAAAAUAAAAGCUAAAGUAUUGCACUAGAACAAGAAAAGUACGGAAAAUAAAACACUACUCUCGUGUCCGCUAUUGAGAAUAGGAUCGACAGAGAAAGAAAAAAAAUGUUUGCACACAAUCUUUUGAAGUAAACGUUUAAGUGGACAUCACACACUAAAGUUAAUGUUGGAUAUAAGUCAACAGUCAUAGAGGACAGUCCCUCAUUUUAGGCUGAUGUAGGAAAACACGCUACGAUCUAGACAAAAACUACCUUUGGAGUCUGUCCAAACAAAAAAAUCUAAUUCAGGCCUUAUUCUCGCCCUUAGUGCCAAUUGAAUGCUGACUGUAAUCCCUUUGGGUAAUGCCAACCCUAAUACACAUAAUAACACACACGCACUUAAAUUCACUGCCAUGUCUCUGAGCUGCUACUUAAAAUGCUCACUUUAAAAAAAAAAAAAAGAAAAGAAAAAAAAAGCCUUACUGUCUCUCGAGACAUUCUAGGACAUCGAUUUAUAUUAAAGUUUAUUAUGUUGUCAUUAGUUGUAUUGAAGGGCACAUUAGGUCCCAUGAAAGAAAAGCCUUCCUCCUAUCAUCAGCAGUUCAAAUCCCAAUGAUGCCACAGCCGUCCAGGGCCAGGAAGUCCAAUAGAGCUACGUUGGCCGUGCUCUCUGGGUGGGAGAGAUGGAAUUACUCUCUCCACUAUCAGUGUGACACUGACCAGAAGAAAGCAGUUAGCACUUUCCCCUGUGUGUUUUCAGCUGCCCUGUGGCGUAGCAUGAGCAGCAUUUCAAGAUAGAUAUGGUGGCUUCAUGUGUCUUGGAGGAAGCAUGUGAUAUGAAGCCUUCACCCACUCUGGUUGGUAGCUGUUGAUUGACAGGGGAAAUCUAGUACAUGGGAAUUGGCAAAUGUCAAGAUUUGGGGAAAAUUGGGUAAAAAUCCAGCAUCCACACCACCACCAAGUCCUGAACAUUAGAGUUUAAUUUUUAUGCAGGAUUUGUGAUGGAACCAGGGGUGGCAACAUCUAUAUUAUCUCUUUCACAGGUUUGACUGAUACUGUAAGCAGCCAGUCACAUCAACUCUCCACUAACUGUUUGAAACGAACCUUUACAAAAAUGUGAUGGCUUUUCUUUACUCCAUUGGCUAUAUCAUGCCCUGAAAAUCUCAUUGUGGCAUGCUGUUCAUAAGAAACUGGUGUACAUUAGUGCGUAUAUAGGAAAGUACAUCUGAUUGAAUAGCUUCAAGGUUCUCAAGUUUGUGACCAGAAAAGUGUACGAAACAUAGACACUCUGUCAGCAGGUGGAGCAUUGGCGGCUUUAAAAUGUGUCAGACACCUGGUUCCGUUCACUGCCAUUCUCAAGAAUGAUGAGUUUUUCCAUCAAAAACCACUUAGUGGACAUCUAUUUUAAUGGCCGGUAGAGACGCCCUCAUCCUCUCUGUACUGUUUACUCUCCCAGACGGCUAUGUUCCAAGAACGUAAGGCCGUGCCGUGGAGCAAAAGAGUGUUGUAGUUGUGCUCAGAAGGAGAGGGGUAUGUAAUGGCCAUUUAGAGCAGACGUUUCUUCAUCUGCUUUGUUCACAUCCUGUUUAGUGAUUCAAAAAAUUUAUUAAAGGCAGAACGCUCAGAGCAUGGCCUCAAACUCUCAUACACACACACACAGAUACACAACUGCACACAACACCUUUCACUGACUGAUUUAAAGGGAAGCCUUGGUUUAACAUAGGGCAAUCCUAAUCUGCCUUUACAUAGUCAUGCUGAAAUUGUCAUAAAUCCGCUUGUUUUAAACAUCAAUUUAAUUUUUAUCCACAUUAUUUGAAUCACUGAACUCACAAAAUAACUGGACUGCCAGAUUCUGUGUCUCACUGCAGGGAAGCGUGGUUGCCGAAAGGCGGCCAUGUCAUCAGCGUAGUAGAGGACUAGCAUUGCUAAAUGAGAAUUAAUGAUGGCGAUGGACUUUUCUUUUCUAAUCAAUGGAAGUGCCUCUGUAUUCCCAUUAUGCAAUUUGUUAAACAUGAAUUCAGGUUAUUUUCUCACAUAUAAGCUAUAGAGGAAGAAAUUUUUAUGUCUGGAGCAAAACAAGUGGCAAGUGACAGCUCACUAAUUACAGACAUCUUUAUAUAUACAGGAGAUAUCCAUAUAUAUUUAUAUAAACAUUUUUUUGUUCGCGUAAUAAGCUCAGUGGCAGUCUAGUUAUUUUCUGAAGAAUGGCAGCAUUACGAUUAAUAAACGAGUUAUUUUUCACUAGUACCAGUCUCAAAACCCAGUUAUAAACUCAACAUAGGAAAAGCCCAACAAGCAAAGUCCCUGGAAAAUAAAAAAAUAAGAAAAAAAAUAAAUAGAAAAUGUAUUUCUAUAGUAAACAGUAUCAGUAGUGUUGAGGAGAAAGAUGUGGCUUUUGAGUUCUUUUGUGUUUGGAUGGGAAGUAUUUGUAAUUGAAAAAUAAUGUAUGUUGAUUGAGCCAUGUGCAAUGCCUUGGGUAGAGAAAUGUGUUUGUCUGUUAGAUUGUUAGAGGGUGUGAUAGAAGAGGGGGAAAAAAAUACCCUUCUGUUAUUGUUUCAAGUCCAAAAGGUCCGGGACUCUAAACUACAGGGCGGAGAGAGAAAAAAAAAAAAAGUCUUUGUAAGUUUUGGGAGUUUUUUAAAAUCUUUCUUUCUUUUUUUUAAUAGCCGUUUUUUUUUUUUUUCCUUUUUUAAUGUUUAUUUGUAAUGAUUUGUUCUCAAAACUUGGGAGGGCUGAAGAAACAGUUUUGCAACACAUCAAAAAAUAUAUAUAUCACUAAAUGAAACUGGUGCUUUUUAUGGAAUACAGUACAUUCAAACUCUAUUAUACAUAAAUAAAAAAAAACAAGUAAGUGUUAUCAUAACACAAAAAUUUUAGGAAAAACAUGCAUACUCUAUUUCUUGUUUAGAAUUUAGUAAAGGGGGAGGGGUUCAUUUUAGUCAAAAAGGCAUUUUUCUCCCAACGGAAGGUGGAUAAAAUCCAAAAGCGCUGACAAAACACACGCAGUCCUGAGAAGGAAAAUCUAAACAUGAAUUAUUGUUUACAGUGUAACGUUGAGACAGAAGAAAUGCACUAUGUAUUUGGCAGCCAUAAUUUCACGCUUUACUAACCAUGACAGUACAUAGUCAGUUCUGUUCAAUACAUUUUCCUAUGAGAAGCAAGUGCAAUGUUGGCUUUUGUACACAGAGAUUAAAAACAAAUCCAAACUGCAUGACAAGAUCUUCCCUUUUCUUGGGAGAUGCUUCCAACCAACAUGAUCACCCUUGAAAAUUGUCAGUACAGCAGAAACGAGACCUUUUCAUUGGUAGCUGUUGUUUAUUAUUAGAUUCCCAUCCUACGAUAAAUACUCGCGCAAGCCGAUCUGAACAUUAUUUUAAUAAAUAGAGCUGAAAAAUUUACAAAGUGAACCCCACCCCCUCUCCUAAACCAACACCCCCUCCUGGUCCCAAUGUAAAUUACUCUAAACUCUAAAUAUUUGUUUUGUGAUGUAGUGUUAGACUCAGAGCAUCUUCAAGGUUGUCCCUAAAAAAGUGCCUUUGUUCACAGACUCCAUCUUGUAAUCCUCAGUGCCCGUCUCAGAAACCCCACCUUUCAACCCGCUUCUAUAUUCUCUCCUUCUUCAAGCUCUUCAAAGCAGUAUAUAUAGUACUAAAGGAAAUCGGUGUGACUUAGUUCCUCUUUUUAUUGUUGAUGCUAAAAUUGAAGAAAAAAAAAAAGACAAAAAAAAAAAAGUCCUUCCUGUCUUGCUUUUCCUUCCUCUGUACUCCUUUCCUUGUCUUCUGCCUCUCUUGGACACUGGAAUAGUCUGUAGUCGCAUAACCAUCUUCUUUCCUGCCCUUCCCCAUUUUCAUUGAAUGGAGGGGUUUUUAAAAGAAAAAAAAGAAAAAAAAAAGAAAAAACUUUUUGUCUGAGCAGAAUGCAGUUAGCUUACAUGUUAUUCUUGUCUGUAUGCUUCACAUUGUAUACCAUACCGAUCUCUUCAGCUUCUCCAUUGAACAGUUAAUGUAAGUGAACAAGUUACACCAGUGGGCUCUGGCGGGAUGUCAAUCAAAGGGUGUAUGAAGGGGAAAAGGUUCCACCAUGGAGCAGUUGAUCAUAUUUUAGUGAAGGAAGAAACUGGUUGAUGUAGGGAGUCCUCUUAAAUGGUGGUGGAAGGAAUUUAGGCUGCUGGGUUACAAUAGGUUUGUGACUUGUUUUGACUGUAUUUAUUUGCUUUGUUGUUAUUUUUUUUACCAAAAUUAAUUUUUUAUCUUUUUUUUUUGCAAUAUUGCAUAUUUAGGUGGCACCAAUGCCACACUGAGAAUUUUUAUACUGUAGAUGAUGCACCUUUGCAAUGGUUAUACGAGACCAGCUACUUAAACACUUGGAAGAAAAAUGACCUGAAAUUACUAAGCACCUUAUUACGGAAUGGGUUCAGCAAUGGAUGAGAGACAGAUUCAGAAAUUUGGAAGAGAAAACAAAAAAAGAUGCAACCGAGAUUCCAGUUUAGUCUGCAAUUAUGAGCCAAGCCCCUCAGACCAAACUGACAAGCUGCAUGCCAUCAAACCUGAACUGUAGUGAUAAUUAAGAUGCCUUGAAAAUCAUUAAUGCACCAGCAAAAGAAUAAUCUCAGGCCUACAAAUCACAGCCUGAUUGUCGUCCCACAUAAAUAUGCAAACUUUUCCUAAGUACAUGAAGCCAGCAACAAUAUCAGCCAUGAUUACGAGAGACGAGAUUACAAGAGAGAGGGGGGGAAAAAAAAAAGCCAUAGUGUAUGAGAGUAGAGACAGAACUCUCCCAGGGCCUUGUCCCUUCCUGGCGCUGACCAUCCGUCUUUUAAACUUUUUAUGUUUCUUGGUAGAGUGUGUAGGGUGUUGGGAUAAGUGAUAAGCUUAGAGUAGAUCGAUUUCCCAGCAGCCUUUGCCCUGGCCCGUAGCUUCUUCACUAACCCUAAAAAGCUAUUGCCCUCUUUAUAGACAUGCCCUCCAGAGCUCAUGGUGAAAUGCAUGUGUUAAUUACAAUUUCUUUUCCAUAAUAAGAAAAACAGUUUGAAAAGAGCAGCACCUUUAACUGAUUGAAUAAAAGGAUGUUCUUGACUGUAAAAA